Rotaria socialis is the source of this 339-nucleotide messenger RNA. The record is from the annotation of a GenBank genome assembly. Lineage: Eukaryota; Metazoa; Rotifera; Eurotatoria; Philodinida; Philodinidae.
AUGUUUAUUGAUGUCUUCACAGUAGUUUUGUUAAUUUCAGUUAUUUUAUUCGAGAAUGUUGACUGUGCGAGUAUCGAUCUAAUCCGGUAUCAUGCAAAUCUUUAUCGAUGUGGAGAAAUAAUUAUUGAUGAAGAUCUUAUACGAUCAUUAUUUUAUUAUUUUAUUACAAUGAAACCAGAAGAACAUGAAAGUAAAAAUGAUUUAAUUCCCGUAUUGCAUUGUUUAGUACGCAUUGAAAUUGCAUGUCGUUCAGCAUAUUUAACUUCAAAUGAAGAAAUACGAAAUCCUUCGAUUCUCUUUAAUGGAUUCAAAUGGUUGAAAUCAACAUUUCAAUCUUGA